CUGGCAGCCACUUACAGCAUUGUGUCGUCCUGGCGACUAAAAGACAGGCAGAAAGUGAGUGAGCAUGAGUGAGAGACUAGAGGGAUGACAGCAGUGUCAACACCAUCGACAUGCGCGCUUCCAGUCGUCUUUUGUCUUCCUUCACUUUUGGAUCUGUGUGAUUUUAAUUUAUUCCUCUUUUUUUACUUUUUCAAAAGAAAGUGUUUGAAAGGUACAUCAGAUAGGUUUUCCUCCAAAGAGCUCAAUUUUGGACAUUGAAGCCACAUGGGGGCCAUCAUGUUCCUGCGCUUUGAUAUGCAUCCAAUCUUUGCCAGCCGGGGACAUUCUGAACGCUUUAAAGGAUUUUGACUCACGUCCUCCACGCACGCACACAUGGACAAAUACAUGUGACAGGGCAGAGAAUCCUCGAUGCAGGAUGUAUUUUAAGGACAAAUACAGAUAUUAUACUCUAAGUUACACUGUAUCCAAACCUCUAUUAAAGGUCAGUCAAGUAAAAAGUCGCUUUCAGUAGAACAAUAACAGUUGCAUUCAAAUCAAGGUCGCAGCUUGAAUGUUCACUGAAAGACGGCCACUUGUCGAGCAGUGAUUCACAACUACUUGCAAUUUAAUUUCAAAGGUCCAAAAAUUAUUUAUUCAAAUUAAUGUAGCUGUGAUCCUCUAUCUAUGCCAGUGAUGUACAGUGACAGGGUGAACAAUCAAACUUAACUCCACCAGAUAGCAGAGAUAACAAAAAGCGUAUCCAUACUGCCAUUUUUAAGACAAUAAUUGCUUUGAGUUUAGCUAAAGGGGCCCACAUUUCAUACUAAGCAAAUUUUUCUUAAAAUUGAAACAGUAUAAUUAUUUCAGUAUAUUCUUGCACCUUUUUUUUCUUGGUGGUGUGGUUCCAUUCUAAAAAUAUGUGCCUUGGCCCAAUAAAUGAGGGGCGGCACUUUAAGAAAAAAGUUUUCAUAACCAGCGUUUUGUGUUUCCUCCUAAAUGAAGGGUGAGGUAAAGUAAACGCAAAGUUAAAAGAAAAAAAAAAACAAACUUGUGUGUGCUAUUACACAUGAGCAUGUUUGUCGUUGUGAUACAUAAGAGCCACUAGGACAAUGCACAUUGAAACACACCCCACAAACAUACACACUUAUAAAAAGGAGGAGUCUCCAAAAUGAUGGAGAAGAUAAAGCCUGAAGAGCCGCACACUUCCCCGGAGCCCCUCCCUAGUGCCUCACCUCCACCGUGUGUGUCUGAUGAGAAAGAUGCCCCCGACUGCAUGGAGACGGCUACAUCGACCAAUGUGCGCAUUGAACCCGUUGACAUGGAGACGGAGGAGCAUCAAGGAGUCCCAGCAAUGAUUGUUUCUCCCACUGAAUCGCCAAAACUUGCCUCUCCCCCACCUCUUCUCCCAGCGAAGAACAACAUGGGGCAGGUCCCUCCAUCGUCUGCUACAACUUCUUCGUCUUCCUCAUUGUCCUCUCCUCUUCCUUCGCACAUUCCUGUCAUCAGUCUGGCCCACAGCAAGCCCCCUCUGGCCAUUUCCAACCCGCUGCUGACCGCCCUCCACCCGAUUCCCAGAAAGCAUCCUCACCUGGAGCUGCGUCGCACUCAGCUGGCCUGUUUGCCCGUCAGCGGUUCUGGGGGCUCUGCGAACACUGGGGGUCCAUCAGGGCUGGCUCAGACGUACCUGCAGCCAGCUCAUCCUUUCUUCUCAAGCUCUUUCUUGGGUGCCUCUGGUGGAGGAUAUGGCGUCAUCACAAGCGGUCGAGUUAAAAGAAGACCUUCGUCACACUUUGAGAUGGAGAUCAAUGAUUGUCCUCCUCAGAAAAUUGCUCGCCGUGUCUUCACCAACAGCCGCGAGCGCUGGCGUCAACAGAACGUGAACGGCGCCUUCUCAGAACUGAGGAAGCUAAUCCCCACUCAUCCGCCUGACAAGAAGCUGAGCAAGAACGAGAUCCUGCGUCUGGCCGUCAAGUACAUCAACUUUCUGGUCACCCUGCUGGACGACCAGGCCCAAGACGGGAGCAGGGACUCAGACGAAGAGGACUCACAGAAGAUGGACUUAUCCAGCACGGACAACAAACUUGAACCACUAUUUCCAUGUGACACUCCUCCUCCAUCCCAAGGCGCAUCUCCGCCUUCAUCUUGUCCCGGGGUGACGAGGUCUAGCCACCAGAAACGAGACUCCACAGAUUCAGUGACUCUACUGGGAGCCUCGCCGACAAGCUCCAGUUGCGACAGCGACAUGAACAGCGAGGACAGCUAUGGGGCAAAAGCCUCUGUGGUGACGCAUAGUACUUUGGGCAAUGUCAAGGGUCAGAUAAGGAUGGUGGCAGCUACACAAGAUGAGCGGUGACCACAAAAGUAAGUGUGAGGGUGUUAAAGUGUGUGUGAUAUAAUUGAUUCGAUACCAAAGAGAGAAGCUGGCUUUUGAGUUUGAUGUUAUGUUGUAAUUUGUUUCGUCUUUUUCAAUAAAGUGCCAAUAUCUUAAUAAUGUUUAACCCUUUUGUGAAUAGUGGUUUUUUUUUGUUUGUUUGUUUCGUUUUGGUUUUUAACCCUCAUUGGCUCCCAUUGCCGGUGCAAGACGUCCAAUCCCUUUUGACUCGGGGCAGGGGGGUUAUGAAAAUGUUUAAAAGUGUUUGUAAAUAUCAAAAUUUCAACAAAAGGGUUUGUAUUUUGUGUUUCCUGAGCACCCCUCCUCAAAAUGACUGUGA
Molecule: messenger RNA, 2690 nt
Organism: Corythoichthys intestinalis (scribbled pipefish)
Lineage: Eukaryota; Metazoa; Chordata; Actinopteri; Syngnathiformes; Syngnathidae
Gene: lyl1
Product: LYL1 basic helix-loop-helix family member
Exons: 4
Coding region: 1148-2332 (394 amino acids)
Biological process (GO): regulation of transcription by RNA polymerase II
Molecular function (GO): protein dimerization activity; RNA polymerase II cis-regulatory region sequence-specific DNA binding; DNA-binding transcription factor activity, RNA polymerase II-specific
Source: RefSeq, a predicted model, not a curated record